Molecule: messenger RNA, 3675 nt
Organism: Knipowitschia caucasica
Lineage: Eukaryota; Metazoa; Chordata; Actinopteri; Gobiiformes; Gobiidae
Source: the annotation of a GenBank genome assembly
AUGAAAACUGCUCUGACGGAUGCCGCUCCUCCGUUUAUACCUCCGACAUGCUACUCCAAAGUCCUGAGCAUGGCACAGGAGGCCAGCCAAUGGGCCGCAUACUUCAAGAGCCACUAUGAGACUAGUCGCUGCAUGGCACACAUGCCAGACCUACGCCUCGAUGUCCAUAAUGCGUGUGUGAUGUACAAGAUGCGGUCUUACAUUUCUCUGCUGGAGGGGAUGAGGGACAGACGCUGCUCCUACACCCCAGACGUGCGGCGCCUCGGACACACUCUGAGACAGCUUUUCAUCAUCAUGUCCCAAAAGUGCCACGGGGACUUGGUGUUUACCAUUUAUGACUGUGCAGCUCUGGAGAGACCAUUUUACGGAUACCAGCAUAAGCUGAAGCGGAUCGCACUCUCAAAACGGCAGGUGGUCAACGCGCCUCACAGCUGCGACACUCUAUGGCACUAUGACAACCACAAACUCUCACAGAAGAAGGUGAAGCAGUACGAACACGUGCACAGAGACAUCAACCCCAAUGACCAGUGGGAGAUUGUGGGGGAAUUGGGCGAUGGUGCGUUUGGGAAAGUCUACAAGUCACUGAUGAGGAGGAAUGGAGCUCGACCCAAGAGGGAGGUGAGGGAGGCUAAAAACAAAGAGACCGGAGUUCUCGCUGCUGCCAAAGUGAUCGAGACAAAGUCAGAGGAGGAGCUGGAGGAUUACAUGGUCGAAAUUGACAUUUUAGCCAAAUGCGACCAUCGCUACAUCGUCAAACUGCUGGACGCAUUCUACCAUGAGAACAAACUCUGGAUCAUGAUCGAGUUCUGUCCUGGAGGAGCCGUAGAUGCCACCAUGUUGGAGUUGGACCGUGGCCUGACUGAGCCUCAGAUUAAGGUGGUGUGUCGGCAGAUGCUGGAGGCGCUGCUGUAUCUGCACAGUAUAAAGAUCAUCCACAGAGACCUGAAGGCCGGAAACAUCCUGCUCAUGCUCGACGGGGACAUCAAACUGGCGGAUUUCGGAGUAUCUGCAAAAAAUAAUAAAACGUUGCAAAGAAGAGAUUCAUUUAUUGGAACCCCAUACUGGAUGGCUCCGGAGGUGGUGAUGUGCGAGACCAUGAAGGACGCUCCGUACGACUACAAGGCCGAUAUCUGGUCGCUGGGGAUCACCCUGAUUGAACUGGCCCAAAUCGAGCCUCCGCACCACGAGCUGAACCCCAUGAGAGUCCUGCUGAAGAUCGCCAAGUCCGAGCCGCCCACGCUGGACUACCCACACAAAUGGUCACCAGUGUUCAAUGAUUUCUUGAAAAAAAGUUUGGACAGAAACCCGGAGACCCGUCCCACCGCUGCUCAACUUCUAGAGCACCCGUUUGUGAGCAGGGUGACCUCAAACCGUCCUCUGCGGGAGCUGGUGGCUGAGGCGAAGGCCGAGGUGAUGGAGGAGAUCGAACACAACAGCGACGAAGGAGAGGAGGACGAGACCAUGGAGCUCACUGUGCCUCCAGGUAAGGAGUCAUGUCAAACCAGCCAGACCAGCUUCGAUGUAGACUCCACCGCCUCUCCCAGUCCCACCACACCGUCGCCCACCACACCCCUCCCAACACCCACCUCCACCACCGCACCCACCCCGAUUCCCAAGAAAGCCCCAGAGGAGACCAGCACCUCCAGCACAACCACAGACGAGAAGCCCCAGGUCCCAGUCCCCAUGCCCAGAAACAACGUUCCCCUGAAGGGUCUGGAGGAGCUGAGCAAUGGGGAGGUCCUGUCCAAUGGGGAGGUCCUGUCCAAUGGGGACGUCCUGUCCAAUGGGGACGUCCUGUCCAAUGGGGACGUCCUGUCCAAUGGGGAGGACCUCAGACAAGCGCUGACGGGAGAGGUUUUGCUGGAGUCUGAGAAGUGCGAGAGUGAAAGCUCCACAAAAACAUCCAGUUCAGAUUCAGGGAUUGAAGAUGGGAAGAGCACGCCCACUUCAGAGGACAAGGUUUUGGUGGAGACUCCAGAGACCGAGCAGCCUCCCUCGUUGCCCCAGAGCGAAGCGUCUGAGGGGGAGCAGGUCAACCUCUUCAUCGAGGCCCCUGCACCGGAGCAGCCCAAGCCCUCCAUGUCCAACGGGUCGGCCCAGACUCCAGCAUCAGAACCCACCCCUCCGCCCUCUUCGUCCCCGGCCAUGACGCCAAUCCCCCGCACCAGCUCGGCAAAGACCACCCCAGAGAGGACGUCCACCCGGAGCAUGUCGGGGCCAGCCUCGCCCGACGUCAACGGAAGCUUCAUCUCCAGGGUCUCGUAUCCCGGGAGCAUCGUGUCCGAAAGCAUGGACAUGUCGAUCAACAACAACAUGAUCAUAUCCAGGGAUUUCUCCAGUAAAACCCUGAAGAAAACCAGGAAGUUUGUGAUUGAUGGCGUCGAGGUCAGUGUGACCACGUCCAAAAUCAUCCGUGACGAUGAAAAGAAGGACGAGGAGAUGCGCUUCUUAAGGCGACAGGAGCUGCGUGAACUGCGUCUCCUGCAGAAGGAGGAGCACCGCGCUCAGGCCGGACUCAACGCCAAACUGGAGUCUCAGAGGGAGCAGAUGACCCGGCGCUUCGACCAAGAGAUGAAUGCUAAGAAAAAGCACUACGACGUGGAGCUGGAAAACCUGGAGAAGCAUCAGAAGCAGACAAUCGAGAAGAUGGAGGGUGACCACCAGGUGAAGCUCAAGGAGGAGAGCAGGCGCAUCAAGACCGACCAGGACCGGGCCUUCCACAAGUUCCAGGACCAGAUGAAGCUGAAGAAGAAAGAGGUGAAACAAACCGUUGAAAAACUGCCCAGACGCAGCCGCAAAGAAUCUAUGAAGCAAGCUAUGGUCAGCUACCAAGACAUGAAGACCAAAGAGGAAGAACAGUUCCUGGCCAAACAGAGGGAGUACUUGGACACAACGCUAAAGGAAAUCAUAGCCAACAACAAACGAGAAAUAGCAGAGAAGGAAAGGGAGUGCUUGAACAAGAAGCACGAGCUAAUACGAGAGCGCGAGGCGACGAUAUGGGAGAUGGAGGAGAGGAACCUUCAUGAGAAACACCAGCUCCUGAAGCAGCAGCUCAAAGACCAGUACUUCCUCCAAAGACACCAGCUCCUCAAAAAACACGAAAAAGAGCAGGAGCAGAUGCAGUGCUACAACCAGCGGAUGAUCGAGAUCCUGAAAGGCCGACAACAACAGGAGAAAAGUCGCCUUCCCAAAAUCCAGCGGAGCGAAGCCAAGACCAGAAUGACCAUGUUCAAGAAGAGCCUGCGCAUCCAGUCCAACAGCAGCCCCGCAGAGGACCGGGAGAAGAUCAAGCAGUUUUCUCAGCAGGAGGAAAAGAGGCAGAAGGCCGAACGUCUGCAUCAACAGCAGAAGCACGAGACUCAGAUGAGAGAAAUGAUCGGACAGUGUGACAGCAACAUCCGGGAGCUACAGCAGCUACAGAAUGAGAAAUGUCACCUGCUGGUUGAGAAUGAGACCCAGAGGCUGAAACAUCUGGACGAACAGCACUCCCAGUUGCUGAAGGACUGGAGGGACCACCUGAAGCCCCGGAAGAGGGUGCUGGAGGAAGAACUGACCCUGAAGAAACGUGAGCAGGAUGCGUUUUUCCGGAUGAGCGCGACAAUAGACUGCCCCAACCCCAGCUCGCCGACCAAACUCUCCAAAUUCAUGCCUUACCAAGACUCGUCUUCAAUGUAG